This is a messenger RNA of Sclerotinia sclerotiorum 1980 UF-70, 2043 nucleotides long. RefSeq lists its product as hypothetical. The record is from RefSeq and is a predicted model, not a curated record. The transcript has 5 exons. Lineage: Eukaryota; Fungi; Ascomycota; Leotiomycetes; Helotiales; Sclerotiniaceae. The coding region runs from base 1 to 2043 and encodes 680 amino acids.
AUGGACAAAAAUUCUUCGAAGCGCCGCAAACUUCACCAGAGUACUUUGAAUACUUUCCUCCCAAUGCAAAUUUCGAAGGGUGAAGGGAAAGAAGUUCAAACAAUGGCAAGUUUUGGUCGACACAUAAAACACUUUGCCAUGUCCUUCGAAGUUGACAUUGUAAAGUUGACCAAUCCUCCUGUAAAGCAUGACCAUGAUACGAUCACAACCUUCUGGGGUUCCUACAAAUGGCCGUUCCAAAAUUAUAAUAGAUAUGCACUGUUGGAAGGUCUUGAGCAGAAAGCUGACGAGACUCGGACCAUGACGAAAGCCUUUCAAUUCAUUGUAUCAGCUGAAGAACUUGGUCUUUCCAUUGAUGGGGGAUUGGGAUGGUUAGCUGGGCCAGACAUUAAUCAAAAGGUGGUUCAGCGUGGUGAAAAACCUGUGGUUUUUGGAUCAUCGAGAUUCGAGCCAGAGCCAGAGCCUAAGCAAAAGACAAGCGCACGACUUGCCCGAAAUUAUCAAUCAAGUCGCACAGAGCUUCCGACCGGAACACGUACAAUCAUUCAACGAAUGCUGCAGGAAGUAGGUUAUCGCAGGAAUCAAUCGGAUCAGUCUCGAGAUAGUGCUCAGUCCGACCAAGGUCGGGCGGAUGCGGGUGCGCAGGAAGGACCAGGCCGUGUUGCACCCCCAAUUAUCUACAGGGACUUUGAAGAAAACAUUGCUCACGAUGAUGAAGAUAAUGCAAGAUUUAACGAUGAGGGUGGAAUUUCAUCCGAGGCAGAGGAAGAUGGACGUCAAGGCGAAAACGUCCGAUCUACCUUACCUAAUAUCAAUGAUGAGAUGUUGAGCACCGUUCACAACGACAUUGGAGAGGAUAACGGCGACAUGGGCGAUUCGACUCGUGAAAUUAGGAAAAAGCCCAGUCCUAACCCUAAUCCUCUCAAGCCAAACGAACUCACCAGCGCACAAAAGGAAAUGCUACUUGAACUCGCAUGGGCUCAACAAGCAUUCAUGCAAACCUUUACUAUUGCUGUCAUUGAUAGUCCAAUCACGUUUGCCAAUGUUAAGAAGCUUACCAUUGCACGCUUGCCCAACACACACUUGCCAAACCUCGUCCGCGAAGAUUUCUGGAACAGCCUACCAAACCUGAGUUUGCUAUCGCUAGGUAUAAUUCCUGAUUGGCGUGAACUUAUUAAGCUCCCUACCAGUUGGGUUCAGGAUAACAGGCUACCUCCAUCUAGGGCCGUCACUGGUGUUUUUCAACUCCUUUUCAAGCAAAUAUCCAAACGUCAGAAUAUUGAGUCACUACACUUUGAAUGGAUAUGUGGUGGAGAGUAUGCGCCUGGACUCUUCUGCCGAAACCAGCAUGUACUCGCUGCUCCUGUAGUAUCCGAGUCCAUUAACAUGGUUAGCAGAGUUCAAGAGAGGGAGAUCUUGUCUCUACCUUUUAUCAAGUAUCUGUCAUUGAAGAAUUGUUGGUUCAGUCCUCACAUUUUUACUCGGUUCAUCAGAGAGCUCAAGCAACGCAGCCUUCAACAUUUGACACUCGAUUCGGUUUCAUUGACUGCAUUUAUUCGCCCCGGGCUGCACCCAAUGCCUCAUGCAAAUAAUGCCAUGCAGCCGCAAAAUGCUUUGGCACAAGCUGUGGCAGCAAAUAUGGGUAUUCAUAAUCACCUUGUUGGACAUCCUGCUUGGGCUCAACCCCCCGCACUUGGUCUUGCAGGCCCGCCAGCAAUCCCGAUGCCAGUAGUUAUUACCAGUCCGAAUACUCAACCGGCAUGGCUUAAUCAACCACGCAAUGGCUCCUGGGCUCAUGUUAUCGAUCUCUUGACUCCCGGGGAGAGACUGGCGGAUUUGCGUUAUGCUAGGGGAUUUAGUGAGGAGCCUGAACCUAAGACUCAAAAUGGUCUCAAAGAGCUCAUUUUCAAGUCUUGUGGAUAUGUCCGACUUCCCCUCGACUUUAAUCAAUCUGCAUUCAAUGACGGCCCCCGAGGAGCUACACCUUUCGGGAUCACAAAGAGAAUAAAUGACUACGAAAGCGUCAUGCAGGGACUUAAGUAA